This is a messenger RNA of Fusarium venenatum, 1371 nucleotides long. RefSeq lists its product as uncharacterized. Lineage: Eukaryota; Fungi; Ascomycota; Sordariomycetes; Hypocreales; Nectriaceae. The record is from RefSeq and is a predicted model, not a curated record.
AUGAAGCCCAACGCCGCCAUUCUGGCACUUGCCACCAUAGCAAGCGCUUCCCCUAUGUCCAAGAGACUUGAUCCUGCUGCUUGGGACAAGAAGGAAACUCUCUGCAAAGGAUGGGACGGGAAUGGAUGGGAUACACGAACUCCUGAAGGUGUUGAUAAGCUCUGGGAAGAUUCCGGAGCCGGUGGACAGCUCGACAUGUUUAUUCUCAUGCAGUGGGAACACGAGAACAACUGGCUCAAGAAUGUCGAAAGCCAAGUCAUGGAUGGUACCAGUGGCAAGAGUGGUGCCGCUGGUUGCGGUGUUCUUGGGUCUCAGUGCAAGCCCUUGAACGACAUGAGCUGUGAAGACCAGUGGGACAAGUACGGCCAAGACACAAUCAUUGGCAAGAACUCUUACUGGAUCGUCCAGGCUGCCAAGGGUGUCCACGCCAAGUUCAAUGAGCUGAAGAGACAGCUCACUGAUGAAACCCUAAUCAGUAGUCUCCGAAUCGGCCAAAUGGUGAAGGACUUUGAUGGCAGUGAGAAUGAUGCUGGCAAUGUUUUGGGUUGGCUGGCUGCUGCAUCUAGCAUGGGUAAUGCCGUCGGUGGACUUGUCCCCGGUGCUGGUAAUGGGUUCGCUGCCGGCUUUGGUAUCUUGGGUGGCAUCUUCUCCGGUCUUGCUAGCCAGAGUGAAGACGAGAUUGAUCAGAGCACCAUCUCGGCAGCGCUCGCCGACAUCUUUGAGUCUGCAACCAAGAAGAUCGAAGAUACCCUCCGCAUUGUUAUGGGUGGAGGCACCGAAGACGAAUACAAUUCCCUUCCCGCUCCCAAAUGGGAUACUUUCCAGUCCAAGAUUACCAAAUUCUUUAACGGUGGAUGGUUCCUCCUCGACGAUGACGCUGCAGCUGUCAAAGUCGCCAUUUCAUCCAUCAGCAACAAUAUCAAGACCAAGGUCGCGAACGAUGUAAUGAAGGCUGCCAAACUUCACCUCGUCGCUGACAAGCGCGCUGGCUAUGGAAGUCGCGAGGACUGUGGAUACUCAACUGGCCGCCAGUGGAUGUCUCUCAAAGACGGCGAGGAGUACUGCUUUUACAUCAUGCGCAACAACCCAAACAACAAUCGUAUCAAGGACUGGGUUGAGGUUGAGGAGGUUAUUUACGAAAAGAUGGCUGACUACGGUCUUGGUGACCGGGAGAAGUACUACCGCGCAGUUCUUGAUUGUGCGCUUAGUGAUGCUGAUGACAUUGACGUUGGUAACCUGGCCUGGGGUGAGAUCCCGCAAUGCUACUUUAACCUUCCUGCUGUCUUUAUCGAGAAGGAUAAUAAUGUCGGCUGUGGCGACCCUUUCUCCAACCCCGACUGCGCUUACGUCAAGGCUACUCCUAUUGAGUAG